This is a messenger RNA of Sycon ciliatum, 841 nucleotides long. RefSeq lists its product as uncharacterized. The record is from RefSeq and is a predicted model, not a curated record. The coding region runs from base 141 to 581 and encodes 146 amino acids. NCBI's taxonomy places the organism in Eukaryota, Metazoa, Porifera, Calcarea, Leucosolenida, Sycettidae. The transcript is spliced from 4 exons. Gene Ontology annotation, molecular function: protein binding.
UGUCCAAGCUGGCUGACUGAUUUCUCCCAGGUCUGAAGCCAUGCAAACAUUAUUCAGGCUUUUGAUUCCGCCACGUUGAAAAAAGAUAGUGUAAGCGCAAGCUUCCUGUGGCAAAGCAGAUACCAGCGAUUCAUGCCGAAAUGGUAGGCGAUCGGGAAUCCAGAAGGACAAAGAUGGCUACCCUCAUCUUGGUGGUACUUGCAUCCAUUUGUGGCCUCACAGCACCUGUAGAAGGUGCUGCUGUACCAAAAUGGAGCGCCGGUGAAUUGAACGCACCAAUUUUGUUCCGACAUACAUUGGGCAGUCACCACGCUGGUUUCCUUAUCUUCGGCCCUUCAUUGAACAAGCCCAUCACUAAAAUCACAGUACACUGCACAACUACUGGAACAGCGCCGCAUGUCACUGUCUCUGGCCACGCCAACAGCAUCAUCCAGAACUACAGGCCAAUCGCGCAGGUGAGCGUUACAGGUCUACAGCCGAGGACGGAGUACGUGUGCUACUACACCGCAUCCAACAUGUUCGGGACUAGCAUGCACAGCGAAGUAGGAGCGCCUUUCACCACCUACUCGCCUCGCUGGUAAUCUGGAUGCUGGCAAUGGAGAUCGUCGCUGGGGAGGCACUGUCAUCUUCUAGCUUCGGGUGUUCAGUGAAAUAGCUCAAGUACCAGCCAGCCGAUGCCAAUUGCCUGCUGUUUACCACAAGACUUGUCUGGUGGUAAUUAUAAGACCUCCGGCUAAUAUAUAUUUUGAUUAUAUCCUAACCCUUUCUUCCUGUUUGGUAUCUAUUUGAUAACCUUUAGAUAUUGCAACCACAAUGUCUGAUAACCUUUAGAUAUUCCAAC